CAGUCGAUGUUUUAUCAAAUGGACAAAAUGAUAUUAAUGAAGGAACAAUCUUUCUCCUAGAACAACUGUCUCUUAAUAAUGAAAAAGUAUCAGCGAUUUUUGGAACAAAAGUAACUUACAUAAGAUAUUGUGAAAAUUGCCACAAGCACGACAAUGAUGAUGAAACACACCCUUGGAUAAUGCUACCUUGCUAUUCAAGAAUUUCUAGUGUUCAAAAGGAAUGGAUUUCAAAAUUGCAAAGCUUAAAUGAGGAAUUAAGUGUUAAAAUUUGCACCAGUUGUGGGGAUGAUAUGACUAAUACAGAGUCACUAGUUUCAUCUCUACCAGAUAUUUUAAUUUUCUUCAUUCCACGAACUUAUUCAUUUGCGUAUAACCGUCGCCAGGUGAAAUCAGUUAAAAAAGUCAUUGUUGAAGAAAAUUUGGAAAUUGAUGAAUUAGGUAAACCUAAAAGAUACGAGUUAAUUGGAAUGGCUGUACAUCACGGUGAUCUCAGCAGCAGUGGACAUUAUACAGCAUACCUAAGAAAAGGAAGCAAAACAAUUGAAUACAAUGACAACUCCAUCAACCCUGAUUUCAAUCUGAAAAACAAUGAAAGAUAUAUAUCAAGCAAUGUGUGUAUGGUACUGUACAAAGCAAAUGAGAUGAAAACAGUUGUUCUUCAAUCAAGUACAAACCCACCAAUCCUUUCCUGGAAAAGUCCUCCUUUUACAUUGUAUCAUUCAGUUAAAGCUGGUAGCAUUGAUUGGAAUGUAAUAAAAGAAGAAUACAAAUGUCUUUCAACUGGGCAACAUUUAUCUACUGAUGUUAUAGUAUAUUAUAUUAGAGCAGUGCUUACAAAUAAGGUUCAAGUGAUUGAUCCUGUAUUUUUACCAGUUUUUGAAGCCCGUGGAUAUUUUGCCACACUAAAAUAUACUAAAGGUUGCACACUGUCAAACGAAAUAAUUUUGUUCCCCAUACAUCAAAGUCAUCAUUGGAUUCUAAUUGCAGUUGAUGCAAUAAACAAAGUUAUUUAUGAAGUGGAUUCACUGGGCCUACACAGACCUACAAUAAUAAAUUCCAUUUGGUAUUAUUUGUGCAGAGAAUCAAAUAUGACACUUGAUUUUAAUGAUUGGUCAUACUGCAAUUGUCAGAUGAGUAACACACCAGUGCAGACAAAUGCAGUGGAUUGUGGUGUUUUUGUUUGCAUGGCAGCAAAAUGUUUUAUUGAAAAAAGACAAAUGAAUUAUUGCCAAGAUGAUAUGGAGAAUGCAAGAAUUGAAAUUCUGGGAAUUAUUUUGAAAUCAUGUAAGAUAAUUGCUUGCAUGCACGAUUAUUUUCAUUGAAAUGCAGCUGGCCAAACCUCAAUACCUUCAAUAAAAGAU
Messenger RNA from Amphimedon queenslandica, 1361 nucleotides. RefSeq lists its product as uncharacterized. The transcript is spliced from 19 exons. Gene Ontology annotation, cellular component: nucleus. Gene Ontology annotation, biological process: protein desumoylation; protein deubiquitination; proteolysis. The record is from RefSeq and is a predicted model, not a curated record. NCBI's taxonomy places the organism in Eukaryota, Metazoa, Porifera, Demospongiae, Haplosclerida, Niphatidae. The coding region runs from base 180 to 1322 and encodes 380 amino acids. Gene Ontology annotation, molecular function: deSUMOylase activity; cysteine-type deubiquitinase activity.